AAAAUUAGCUACAAGAGUGCAGCACGGAUCAAGAGCGUCUCCAUACGUAUAUUAAAUCCGCUUUCAUUUGUCACAUAUGACGUGUGACAUGUGAAAUUCAUAGCUGAGACCUGAGACCCCCUUUCCAGAAACUGUCAACUCGGCUGAUUCGCAAACUUUCUCUCAUUGUAAGUUUUUUCGAAUUAUUUGAAUUGAAUAUGUAAGAAAUUUGAUGUACAUGAAAUAAAUUGUACGCUGUGUUGCGUGCUGACAAGUGAAGAUUGAGGUUGCCACCUUUUCCUUGUAAAUAGAAGAAAAUAAAAUGGCCACAAUACCUUUAAUGUUUGUUGAAGAAGAUAUAGAAGGUGGAGGAAAGGAAUCAAUUACAAAUGAUUUUGCAUACAAUAACAAUGUAUCCAAUGCUAGCCUUAAAAUCCGUAUGGGAUUUUUGCGAAAAGUAUAUGGCUUGCUCACAAUGCAAAUGUUCAUGACAGUUUCUGUAGGACUCGUGUGUAUGUUUCAGCCAACAGUUCGAGAAUUUAUUCAUACCAAUGAUUGGCUCUUGAGUUGUGCUUUUCUGAUGAGCAUUGUUAUUUUGAUUGCCUUGUAUGUGAAGAAACGUGACAGCCCUGCUAAUUUAAUUCUUCUGUCAGCAUUUACUGUUGUGCAAGCCUACACUGUCGGUGUAGUAUUGACAUUUUAUGAUCAAGUGGCUGUACUGCAGGCAUUUGUACUAACUUUCGCUGUUGUCGUUGGUCUCACAAUCUUCACAUUCCAGACCCAAAGAGAUUUUACAAACCUUCAUUUUGCAUUGUUUGCUGGAUUGUGUGUCCUUAUAAUCGGAGGUUUUCUGCAACUUAUAAUUGGCAGUUCAAUUUUGGAAUUGGUGAUCUCCAUUGGAGGAGCAUUCCUAUUUUCGCUUUUCAUUGUUUAUGAUACCCAGAUGUUAAUGGAGAAACUAUCACCAGAAGAAUAUAUCCUAGCCACUAUAAACUUGUAUCUAGACAUAAUUAAUUUAUUUUUGUACAUUCUGCGUGCCCUUGAAGCAACAAGAAGGCAUUGAAGUUUUUGAACAUAUAAAUGUCAUUUACAUCGGUGGUCAUUAACAGUAUUAAAAGUAUUUUUAGCAAUACUUAAAAUCCUGCUGUUCUAUAAUUUAUUGUACAUAUUCAAUAUAAAUUUUAUUCUAUUCAGUAUCGAAUUUUUUUGAGAAAGGAAAGUAAAUUUAGAAACAAUAUUAUGAAGGAAAGACACUCUUUCAUUUGUGGUAAUACCUUAUUGUUUGACCACACAAUGUUAUAUACUUUUUCUUGGGACAUUGAUGUAUUUGCAGGAUAUGCACUUCCUCUUUAUUGUAAGCUUUUAUAACAAUACAUCCAUUAUUUUCUGGGAGAAUAUAAAACUUUACAAGAAAUAUUUUUACUGGUAAUUUUAAUCUUUCAACUCACCUCAAUAAUUGUAUAUAUGUAGUAGUCUUCCGCUUUUUAUGAUCAUGAGGAUGAAUAAUUUUGUUGCCGAUGUAUUUGUGUAACUGGGACAAAAAUAUUUUUGAUGAUUAAAAUGUUACCAUAUUUUAAUUGCAACAUCAAAGAGUUAAGCAGAAAUGAACUGUUUAUUUCAUGUAUUUUUUUGUUGUUGUAUAUUUUAGAAUAAUAUUAUAUGGUUGAAUAAGUUGUCAUGCAACUUGCAUAUAAAAAGUCUGAUGUAUAAUGUGUAUAGUGCUAGAAAAAAAUAUGUUGUGUUAAUCAAUAUGUAACUAUAUGAAAAGUAUGAAAUACACAUCUUUUAAUGCUUCUUGAAUCAAUUCUGUCUCAGAACAUACGUUAGGAUACUAUUUUCCACAAAAUUGAAUUAUUAGUAGUUCCAAUAGGUUUAUUCAAGUAAUAGUGGUCAAGUGUAUAAAACAGCAUCUACAUAUGUAAACUUCUAUAACACACUUUCUGGCCAGUAUGUUGGAGCACCAUAUUCUAAAUACCUGUUAUGUGAUGAAAAUGCAUUACGCAAAUAAGACUUGUACAUGUUUUGACCUCCUUGUAUUAACUGUGAUCUGAAUAAAAUCCAAAAGUAUCUUUUAUGAAUGGUUGUAUUUAUGUCAUUAUAAUUGUAUUUGUGCUAUGUAAUUAUAAGAGCCAGGAGGCUUAGGUCAUUUGUCAGCGUGCUCGCUUUCCAAGACGUGACCCCGGGUUCGAUUCCCGGCCGGACAAGAUUAUAAUGUGCGUUUUCCUUGCAAUACCCCAGAAUAUAUUGCUGUGUGACGAUGAGAAAAUUCAUUUCCCAGGUUGAGAUCUGAAUACGGCUUGGG
This is a messenger RNA of Gryllus bimaculatus (two-spotted cricket), 2281 nucleotides long. The record is from the annotation of a GenBank genome assembly. Lineage: Eukaryota; Metazoa; Arthropoda; Insecta; Orthoptera; Gryllidae.